Messenger RNA from Corylus avellana, 2044 nucleotides. RefSeq names its product Eukaryotic aspartyl protease family protein. NCBI's taxonomy places the organism in Eukaryota, Viridiplantae, Streptophyta, Magnoliopsida, Fagales, Betulaceae. Gene Ontology annotation, molecular function: aspartic-type endopeptidase activity. Gene Ontology annotation, biological process: proteolysis. The record is from RefSeq and is a predicted model, not a curated record.
UCUGUUAUCGCCUGUCGGUUUGUACCUUUUCUUUCUCUCUCGAGCACUUCUGCCUUGGAGAAUGGAAAAAGGAUGAAUUAGGAGAAGAACAUGUACUUGUUUAUCUCCUGAAUUUAGCCGUUGAGGCGAUUUUUUUUUUUUUUUACUUGUAUAUUUGUUAUAUAUUAGUGUCUUUCAUUGGGAGACAACUUUAUAGAGAGAGAGAGCUGCGAGAAAUGGCGGCGAGUGUUCUGGCGGGGAUUCUGAUUGCGGUGGCGCUGUUGCCGGCUGCUUUGGUGCUGGGCGGUUUUUCAGCGACGCUGAAGCUGGAGAGAGCCUUUCCGGUGGGCCAACGAGUUGAAUUGAGUCAGCUCAGGGCUCGGGACAUGGCCAGGCAUGGAAGAAUGUUGCAGUCUUCUUCCAACGGUGUCAUCGAUUUCCCCGUCGAGGGUACCUACGAUCCGUUCCACGUUGGGCUUUAUUAUACGAUAGUCCAACUGGGUUCUCCUCCAAGAGACUUCCAUGUGCAGAUUGAUACAGGAAGUGAUGUUCUGUGGGUCAGUUGUAGCUCCUGCAGUGGUUGCCCCCAAUCGACUGGGCUCCAAAAAAUUCAGCUCAAUUUCUUUGAUCCUGGGAGCUCAUCAACAGCUUCAUUGGUCUCUUGUUCAGACCGAAGAUGCAGUACUGGACUUCAAUCGUCAGAUGCCAUCUGUUCUGUUCAGAACAAUCAGUGUGCAUACACAUUUCAAUAUGGAGAUGGCAGUGGGACAUCCGGCUAUUAUGUAUCCGACUUAUUGAAUUUCAACACGAUUCUUGGGGGCUCGGUGACCACGAAUUCUUCGGCUCCCAUUGUCUUUGGGUGUAGCAACACACAGACAGGAGACUUGACAAAGUCAGAUAGAGCAGUUGAUGGGAUUUUCGGGUUUGGGCAACAGCAAAUGUCUGUCAUCUCACAACUUUCUUCACAGGGAGUAGCACCAAAUGUAUUCUCCCACUGCUUGAGAGGGGAUGAUGUCGGUGGAGGUAUACUGGUAUUCGGGGAAAUCAUAGAGCCUGGUAUAGUUUACACUCCACUUGUCCCAUCACAGCCUCAUUAUAAUUUGAAUCUGCAGAGCAUUUCUGUCAACGGCCAAAUGUUAUCCAUUGAUCCAGCAGUGUUUGCAACAUCAAGCGGCAAAGGAACCAUAGUUGACUCCGGGACAACUUUGGCAUACCUUGCAGAAGAAGCUUAUGAUCCUUUUGUCAAUGCUAUAACGAAUGCUGUUUCACAAUCUGUGCAACCUGUUAUUUCCAAGGGAAAUCAGUGUUAUUUAGUUACCACCAGUGUCAAUGAUGUAUUUCCCCAAGUUAGCUUAAACUUCGCUGGUGGCGUAUCAAUGAAUCUAAGACCUCAGGACUACCUCUUACAACAAAAUUCAGUUGGUAACUCUGCAGUCUGGUGCUUUGGCUUACAGAAAAUACAGGGUCAAGGGAUAACAAUUUUAGGAGACCUUGUUCUAAAAGACAAAAUAUUUGUUUAUGAUUUGGCUGGUCAACGGAUUGGAUGGGCUAGCUAUGACUGUUCGACGUCAGUAAAUGUCUCUGCAAGUACAAGUGGUCAGAAGGAAUUUGUCAAUCCUGGGGAAGUAAGUGAAAGCAGCUCACUACGGAAGGAGCUAGCAAUAAGCAUGAUUGCUUUCCUAAUGCACAUAUCACUGCUUGGCAGCUUCUUGUUUUUGUAGCAUACAAUGUGAAAGGUGUGACUUCUGAGGCUACCUUUCGUUGCCGGUUUAUAUUUCUAACAAUCGGCAAUGCCUAAUGUUGUUUUACUGUUAGAAUUUAGAUUGUUGCUUUGCAGCACAGUUUGCAGUAGGUUUUGUGGCUGCUGAAUAUUUCUUCAUCAGCCUCCUAGAAUUACACGUUCUUCCUUUGGCAGCAUUUGUAAAUCUCAUUCACACGGAUUAUUGGUUUCAUAGCAGAAUAUUUGAUACACACAAACUUUUCAUUUUUCUUACUUCUGUAACAUAUUCUUUAGAGACAACUUCACUUAUACACCUCCUGAACUAUGAAGCAAUUUUCAAUGUCC